AUUCAUUCGUGAAGCUAGGUAAGCAGCGCCAACGUCGCACCAGAUGCAUUGUGCCUAAAGUGCCUUGCAUCAUGAUGCAUGCAUCUAGUAUUUGAAUCUCAUACCUUUUCUGCUAAACUCCUAUGGUUGGCUUUUUUCUAGUACACUCGCUCUUGAUGAUAUCUUAAUUAGUUCAGCUUUGAGAAUCGAGAUGGCUUCAACAUUCAAAGCAAUCGAGCAUGUUAUCCCCGACCAGCACAUCCGAGAAUAUCCCAACGGAACCAAGCACCAAGAAGAGGAUAUCUUCCAGCUUCCUAUUAAGCAAUUUAUUCCUAUAAAUUCUCUCAGUCCAGUCCCAGAAAACUCCCUUAACAUUAUUUGGGUGUAUGGUAGUGGUUUUCCUAAGGUAUAUAAUUUUUCUUCAACACGUUCGUCAAAACUCCCAUAGACUAAUUCCGAAUUUCAGGAAACUUACGAACCAUUAUGGGAAGAAGAUUUGUAUUGCAAUUUACUCUCGCGCAACGUACAUACACGAAGUAUACGGGUGGCAUAUUGCUCCAAUCAAUGAGCUAGCGGGAUAUUGAGUGAAGAUAUUCAAGGUGAUGAAAAGUUCGUGAUGGCCUGAAAAGUUCCAAAACAUACCGAAUCUAAUGCUAUACCGAUUAUGCAUCCACGUCUACUGUCUAUCUCGAUUCUUUACGAACCCGUGAUGACGACAUCCGGAACUUGAAAUGGCGAGUCAGACCCUGCUCUCUGUGUCGACUAUGCGAGGCGAUCUUUGGGAUACACACAAGAAAACUGAAAGCUAGCUAGGUAUUUCCGCAAAGCUUUUAGUACAUGGGAUCCACGGGCUCUUGAGCCAUAUCUAAAUUACGGCCUUAAGGACAACUCCAACAACACUCUAUAACCUCGCCCACAAAAUUCCAGCAAGCGCUAUAACCUUAACAACUAAUAAACACCAGGAAACAUAGAGCUAUAAGAUUACACAAGUCAACUUCAAAUUCG
This is a messenger RNA of Sclerotinia trifoliorum, 984 nucleotides long. The record is from the annotation of a GenBank genome assembly. Lineage: Eukaryota; Fungi; Ascomycota; Leotiomycetes; Helotiales; Sclerotiniaceae.